Molecule: messenger RNA, 2497 nt
Organism: Propithecus coquereli (Coquerel's sifaka)
Lineage: Eukaryota; Metazoa; Chordata; Mammalia; Primates; Indriidae
Gene: SESTD1
Product: SEC14 and spectrin domains 1
Exons: 18
Coding region: 69-2159 (696 amino acids)
Source: RefSeq, a predicted model, not a curated record
GGGAGCCGCCGGCCGCGAGCGCCAGCGCCAGGGACAGCCAGGAAAAAAAGGACGUUCACUGGAGUAAAAUGGAGGCCUCAGUAAUAUUACCCAUUCUGAAGAAGAAACUAGCCUUCCUUUCAGGAGGAAAGGACAGACGAAGUGGCCUCAUUCUGACAAUUCCAUUAUGCCUUGAACAGACAAAUAUGGAUGAGCUGAGUGUCACCUUAGACUACCUCCUCAGCAUCCCAAGUGAAAAGUGUAAGGCUAGAGGAUUCACCGUGAUCGUGGAUGGCAGGAAAUCACAGUGGAAUGUGGUAAAAACAGUAGUCUUAAUGCUACAGAAUGUUGUUCCAGCUGAGGUGUCCCUUGUUUGUGUAGUGAAGCCAGAUGAAUUCUGGGAUAAGAAAGUAACACAUUUCUGUUUUUGGAAAGAAAAGGAUAGACUUGGCUUUGAGGUUAUUUUAGUGUCUGCCAAUAAGUUGACUCGUUAUAUAGAACCAUGCCAGUUAACAGAAGAUUUUGGUGGGAGUCUCACCUAUGAUCACAUGGACUGGUUAAAUAAGAGGCUGGUUUUUGAGAAGUUUACAAAGGAAUCUACAUCAUUAUUGGAUGAACUUGCUUUGAUUAACAAUGGAAGUGAUAAAGGAAAUCAGCAAGAGAAAGAAAGGUCUGUGGAUUUAAACUUUCUUCCGUCAGUUGAUCCUGAAACAGUUCUUCAGACAGGGCAUGAAUUGUUAUCCGAAUUACAGCAGCGUCGAUUUAAUGGCUCAGAUGGAGGGGUCUCAUGGUCUCCUAUGGAUGAUGAACUGCUUGCACAGCCACAGGUUAUGAAAUUAUUAGAUUCACUCCGAGAGCAAUAUACCCGCUACCAGGAAGUUUGUAGGCAACGUAGUAAACGCACACAGUUAGAAGAGAUUCAACAGAAGGUGAUGCAGGUCGUGAACUGGCUCGAAGGGCCUGGAUCAGAACAACUAAGAGCGCAGUGGGGGAUUGGCGACUCCAUCAGGGCUUCCCAGGCCCUACAGCAGAAGCACGAAGAGAUCGAGAGCCAGCACAGUGAAUGGUUUGCAGUAUAUGUGGAGCUUAAUCAGCAAAUUGCAGCGCUCCUGAAUGCUGGGGAUGAGGAAGAUCUUGUGGAACUCAAGUCACUGCAGCAACAGCUUAGUGAUGUUUGUUAUCGACAGGCCAGCCAGCUGGAAUUUAGGCAAAAUCUCUUACAAGCAGCUCUUGAAUUUCAUGGUGUUGCCCAGGAUUUGUCUCAGCAGUUGGAUGGCUUAUUAGGGAUGUUGUGCGUAGAUGUAGCACCAGCUGAUGGAGCAUCGAUUCAGCAAACUUUAAAACUGCUUGAAGAGAAGCUGAAAAGUGUUGAUGUGGGAUUGCAAGGUUUGCGUGAAAAAGGUCAAGGUCUCCUGGAUCAGAUCUCCAAUCAGGCAUCCUGGGCUUAUGGGAAGGACGUAACCAUUGAAAAUAAAGAAAAUGUGGACCACAUACAAGGAGUGAUGGAAGAUAUGCAACUUAGGAAACAAAGAUGUGAAGAUAUGGUAGAUGUGCGAAGGUUAAAGAUGCUUCAGAUGGUGCAGUUGUUUAAAUGUGAAGAAGAUGCUGCCCAGGCUGUGGAAUGGCUAAGUGAACUUCUGGAUGCUCUGCUUAAGACCCACAUCAGAUUGGGCGAUGAUACUCAAGAAACGAAAGUUUUGCUGGAAAAGCAUAGAAAAUUUGUUGAUGUUGCACAGAGCACUUAUGACUAUGGUAGGCAGUUGCUACAGGCCACAGUUGUGUUGUGCCAAUCUUUGCGCUGCACUUCUCGAUCAUCUGGGGAUACGCUUCCUCGACUAAACAGAGUAUGGAAACAAUUUACAAUAGCAUCUGAAGAGAGAGUGCAUAGGUUGGAAAUGGCUAUUGCAUUUCACUCUAAUGCUGAAAAGAUUUUGCAAGACUGUCCAGAAGAGCCUGAAGCUAUUAAUGAUGAAGAGCAAUUUGAUGAAAUUGAAGCUGUUGGGAAAUCACUUUUGGAUAGAUUAACUGUUCCUGUAGUUUAUCCUGAUGGAACCGAGCAAUAUUUUGGGAGUCCAAGUGACAUGGCUUCUACUGCAGAACACAUCAGAGACAGGAUGAAACUAGUUAGUCUCAAAAGGCAGCAGCUGAGACAUCCUGAAAUGGUGACCACAGAGAGCUAAUAGCUACCAGCUUCCCGCAGCUCUGCAGUUCGUAAUCCCGCGUGUUGUCAGCAUACUACAGCAUUAGCCACAACACCUUGAGAUGCAUUUCACAGCCAGGAUAAGCCUCAUUUCUUUUCAUGACACAUUGCUCUCUACAUGUUAACACCUUGCAACUACCAAGACAUAAUUAUUUAACAUGCUUUGAGACCAUAGACUCCCAAAUAUCUUAAAAGAAGGAACUAUAAACAUUGCACUGAAAACUUGCAUUAAAGCUUUACCUGACCUGUCAGUUUGUAGAUGAACAACUGAUAAUAAGCUUUGAAUGGUGCUAAUAAGAGUUUAGGAAUUCUCUAUAU